AUGCUGAACAUCAAUCAUAAAUUUCGAUCAUGUAUUGGAAAAAAUAAAAUUUUGUCAUCAAAUGAUAAUGUUCUGGUUUGUCUCACUGGUGGCAAAAGUUCUGCAGUAUUACUCGAUUUGAUUUCUAAUGGUUUAUCUCAAGAUAGCCACAAAAAAUUAAGAAUAGUUCCCUUUUUCCUACAUAUAACAGGACUAGGCGAAAAAGAAAACGAUAUUAAAGUUGCAGAAUUGGUAAUAAAACAGUGUCAGAGUUAUAAUUUUAAUGUUUACAUUGUAAAUAUCUGUGAGUACUACUUUCAAAGCAAUAAUACAUUGCCAAGUGUAAAUAAUGUAACAGAUGCAAAUAACUGGACUAAACUUAAUCCAAAUACUAAUCUAAAAAAUAUUUUGAGCAAAAUGACAUCUACAUCCAGUAAUGAUAUUGAAAUGAAAAUAAAACAUGACAUAUUCAUUAGAGCAGCAAAACAACUUAAAUGUGAUUAUAUAUUUACUGCUGAAACAACAACAACUUUAGCUGUAAACCUAUUAUCUAAUCUUGCAAUUGGACGUGGGUCACAGGUACAAGAUGACAUAGGUUUCUUUGACAAUCGUGAUGAAAAUAUAAAAAUUUUGAGGCCAAUGAAAGACAUUACAGAAGAGGAACUGCAUCACUAUAUUCAAAUCAAGGAUCUUAUCCAAAUUUCUGUAGAAUCUAUUAGAGGCAAUAGCCUUCAGUCUGUCAUCAAAACUUUUGUAUCUGACUUACAAGAAAACUUUCCAGCUACAGUGUCCACACUAUGCAAAACAGCAGAUAAAAUAGGCUCUGUUGAUAAAAAUAUAAAUAAAUGUAAAUUUUGUAAGAGUAAUCUCCCUAAGAAAAGUGAUAAGAUUACAGCAGUAAAUGCAACUAUUUUUUCAAGAACAGUAUCAAAUGGACAGCCCAUUAAUGCCAAUAUGAAUACAGGUUCAGAGGAUGAAGAGGAUAUAAAGAUGUCAUUGUUUCCCUUUAUUGAUACUCACUUUUGUUAUUGCUGUAGUAAGAACUAUUUAGAAGCGGGAUUGCAUGAUAAUAAUUUAUUUAAAGUUAGCGGGUCAGAAAACUUAUGA
This is a messenger RNA of Parnassius apollo (apollo), 1086 nucleotides long. NCBI's taxonomy places the organism in Eukaryota, Metazoa, Arthropoda, Insecta, Lepidoptera, Papilionidae. The record is from the annotation of a GenBank genome assembly.